UUAAAUAUCUUUUUUGACAACCCUAAUGCGAAUAUUGGAAAAAAACUUGAAGGCGAGAGGUUGUUCGAAGCAACGAAUAAGAUUUCCGACCAUUUUCCUUAUGAACUUGACAAAAAAUAUAUACAUAUUAUGGUUGAAUUGCCAGGUUACCACCUCACUCUUAUAGGUUGUACUAAAAAAAAUGAACUUGUUCCCACGGACAAAAUCAUUUUCAAAGAAGGUCCCCUCGAUCUAGAAGGUGAAAUUGUCCGCACCAACGUAGGAAUUCGAAUCAAAUUCGUCUAUAAAUCUGAAAUACUUAUGCUGGAUUCAUUUACUAAAUUCAUUGAACAAGUGAAAAAAAUUCAAAAUUUGAGUUCUAAUAAGGAGACUAAACCCUAUAUCUGGAGCAAGAACAUAAUGGAAAACUUAAUGAUUUAUUUGCAUGCAUCGGAUGAAAAAUUGUCCUGGUUUGAUUUUCGUGAGCGGGUGCUUAGCCAAAGAAAGAUCCACCAAGAUUUAAAAG
Messenger RNA from Racocetra persica, 505 nucleotides. NCBI's taxonomy places the organism in Eukaryota, Fungi, Glomeromycota, Glomeromycetes, Diversisporales, Gigasporaceae. The record is from the annotation of a GenBank genome assembly.